AUGUCAUCGCUAUCAUCGACCAAUGAUCUGAGCGAAAGCGAUGUACAUAGUGAAACACCAGUCAGACGAAUGACUUACAAACAAUUUUGGUUUUCUAUACAUGGCAGCUAUUUGAUGAUGAUUUUUUUGGCGAGCCUCUUUAAUAUCGGCGCUGCUCCAAGUCUACAAACAUUCUCCCUCUAUCCAUACUCUAUCGACGUCUAUCACAAAACAAUCAUCGCCUGUCAAUUUUCUGGUCCACUUAUGCUACUUAUUGCGAUUUUCUUGAAACGUACUCCAACUAUUGUACUCUAUAUUCUAACUAUUAUUGUUUUUAAUAUUUAA
Molecule: messenger RNA, 324 nt
Organism: Rotaria sordida
Lineage: Eukaryota; Metazoa; Rotifera; Eurotatoria; Philodinida; Philodinidae
Source: the annotation of a GenBank genome assembly